CCGAGUUUGCGUCUACACAAAUACGCGUUAUGUAUAAAUAUGAAGACCGCUGGCAACAAAUCCUACUUACAAUUUUCCACGAAUUAUGGGUUCGCCAACUCUUGCUGCUCGAGGAGGUGGUAUUCACAGAGGAAGUAGCCGUGGGGGAAUCGCUUUGGAAAGAAGCCACCAUAUCCUACGGCCUUCCUCUUCAACCACCUCUCAAGCUAUAGAAUCUGAUCUACCAGCCUCAUCUGCUGCAAAGCUUCUUGUACAGCCUGCCAUUAUAGCAUUUAAUGCUGCCCAUCCCAAUGACGGCGAGGGUAUUCUAUGGGACAUCUGGAAUAGUGUAGUCGACGAUGUAUCACAGACGCCAACCCAAGACCUCAGCAGGGUUGUUGAGGUCCUUGCUGCUGUGGCAGACUUGACGGAACCAGCUUCGUUUGAGAUUUGGGGCGACCGGACUACAUGGAAGCAACUCCCAUUACUUGGACCUGUUAUCCGGGAGCGUUGGGAUGAUGAGCAACAAUCUCAAGCAGUAAAAAUCAAUACGUUUGCUGCUCGUCUUACCGCUGCUGGUGUGCUCGAUCUCUCCCUCUACGCGAUUUGGACACUUCGUUCUGUUUUAGAGGAUUCAGAGCCUGGCCAAGUAUGCAACGAAAACAAGGACGAGCAUUGCAAGGCAGCUGCAGCAUGGUUCAUCUAUGCUGGUGAUGUCCUAUACACGCUUUGUAGGGAGGAGAAGCAAUAUGACGGUCGCGCUGCCAGACAGGGCAAAAACGUUAUAGGAGAAAGCUGGAAUGGGUAUAACGAACAAAGAUGGAGGCUUUGGGUUGAAAGAUUAGAGAAGAUCCAAGAUGAUGUUGCAUGUACCGAAACAAAGGCAGUCUUAGAGGAAGCAUUGAAUUCGAUUAAGCAAGUUGGUCCUGUUUAGAGGCCGUUGUUUGUAGUAAAUUUACGAGUUUAUGGACUUUUCAGAUUAAGAAUAACGUAAC
Molecule: messenger RNA, 974 nt
Organism: Didymella exigua CBS 183.55
Lineage: Eukaryota; Fungi; Ascomycota; Dothideomycetes; Pleosporales; Didymellaceae
Exons: 2
Coding region: 86-913 (275 amino acids)
Source: RefSeq, a predicted model, not a curated record